CGAGAGUUAGAAUUUAUCUAAUCAGGAACGCCAAGUCGGAAUGAAUGAUCGCGAGCCAUUGAAACAAAUGUUGCCCCAAGAGCCCGUGAAUGGGGAAUCGCCACCACGAGCUCGUAAGAAAAGGAUCCCGAAAGCGUGCGGCUCUUGUCGUCAAAGCAAAGUUAAAUGCGACGGCCUGCGACCAUGUUCUCGCUGCCGCCAGCUUCAGAAGACAUGCACCUUUGUGGAGAAGCCUAAAGAUAGUCAUGAAAUGAAAAUUGAAGCUCUCGAGAAAGAGGUCGAAUUUCUACGGGCGCGUCUACCAUUACACACUGCAUCCGUCUCGGAAUGGUCACACCCGUCAGAGAUGGAAGAACCGUCACCCUCCGGCCAGUUAUUGGAAAAUGAGGGACCUGUCCCGGACGGUAUCUUCAGUGACUUCAGCAACACGACGAGCAUAAGAUACCCAGAGGCGCCAGGCAUCUCCUUCCAACUUGCGGCGACCAGCGCGGGCUCUCCAUCAACUACUUCGCUCCUCACGAGAUCCCAAAAACGAAAUAGAUCCUGCUUCGAGGCCGAAACCCCAACGACCGACUUGUUGACUGCAGGUGGGCUCGGCACCCAGGAUUCAGAGCUAUUCUUCAACACCUUCUUCUCCGGCUGUGACCGCUACGUUCCUGUAUUCGACACACGAUAUGAUACGAUGCAAGACAUCCGAAGCAGAAGUGAAUUAUUAUUUGCCACACUCUGUUCCGUGGGUUGCCGCGUACUGAAUGGAACCGACUCCCGCUGGCGUACACUCAACUUCCACAGUCAACGCAUGCUAAACGCCGCCAUCGCCAACCCAGCAAUGGGGUCUCUGGAAACCGUGCAGGCACUCCUUGUUCAAGCCUGCUAUGCUUCCGAAAGAUCACUCCUCAUAUCCAUUGCCAUCCGUAUGGCGAUGGACCUUGGGUUUCCUGAGGCUUACGACACGCUUACCGCGCAGUUUGUAUCGAGGGAUAGACGACGCAACGACGGGGAUGAAGCGGUUUCCGAACAGGAUGGCAUGCUAAUGCGCAAGGCCCGUGUCUGGCUACACCUUCUAGUUAUGAGCCACCUCCUACAAGUCGACGCUGGGGGACUGCCGACUUUCAAAUUCCGAGGUGCCUCGCGCCGAUGCAGGAUUCUUCUCCAGAGCCCACUGUCUACUGGGAUGGAUCACUACUUAUUCGCCCAAGUAGAGCUCAACGUUUUGCGAGCCAAGAUAUACAUGUCGUUGUAUCAAUGCACCAGUCUUGAGGACCAAGAGAUCAUAGACUUGGUGAGAGACGCCAAGAUUGACAUUGACGUGUGGUACAACGACUGGAUGCUCAUCUCGGAAAAACACCACAAGGACAUGCCCUGGUUUGCUCCGAACCUAUCGGUGCAACGGUAUUGGGCAGAGAGCAUGGCUCUGUGCGGCGCGGUGCGGGCUUCAGGUGUGGAAAACGUAAACGCCAUGUCGAUGACGCAGAAAAACAUCCUGUUGAUGACCAAGGACUCGCUGAAGCAGCAUCUGGAUACCAUCGUUCAAGAGCCGCGGCUAUAUCUCAACAGCCUACGCUACGCCAUGGAUUUUGUUUGGGCUAAAAACACAUUCUGCUGCUUACUUCUCCUCAAACUAUCGGUCUUGCUCCCUGACGGGGACGAACAGCGAUCGAGGGACUUCAGUCACGAGCUCGCGGAGAAAGGAAGCAUUCUGCUGAGCGAGCUGGGGAAUGUUGUUGCUGGAGGCCCAAAGGACGAUACUCGAUCCAACACAAGCCUACUGUACCUUCAGCUUCUGAAGCUGAGCAUCCAGAAAUACAAACAUGGGCUGGAUCCGUCUUCAGAGGAUUACCAGGAGAGCUCAUCACGUCCUCCGGAGUCCAAUUUAGCCCAAAAGACUCCAGGUAGACCGGAUGCAGGGGUGCACACUGAGUUGGAGUCGUUUGUUCCAGAACAAUUUGUCUUUGAGUGGGAUUUCCCGGGCCUCACGUUGUUUUCGUCUCCCACAACUGAGGCAGGUUGGUUUGACGAUUUUUUGGCGGGGACUCUGGGGCCUGGCGAUGAUGUCUAUGGUAUUAAUUGGGCGUCUAUGGACUUUUCUCUUUAGAAUUACGGGUGAGAGAGUGAUUCUUAUAGUGGCUCGAUAUUUAUCUACUAUAUUUGACUCUUCGACCCACUCACUACGCAACCCUGGAAGUGGUUGCUUGGUUGCUGCAAGACCUGGCAAUGGUUAGUUGGCGCAAUCAGCAUGCAUGUAACUACCCACUAAAUAAUUUACCUUGGACUGAGG
This is a messenger RNA of Ilyonectria robusta, 2278 nucleotides long. RefSeq lists its product as uncharacterized. Bases 41 to 2095 code for a protein of 684 amino acids. The record is from RefSeq and is a predicted model, not a curated record. Gene Ontology annotation, biological process: regulation of DNA-templated transcription. Gene Ontology annotation, molecular function: zinc ion binding; transcription cis-regulatory region binding; DNA-binding transcription factor activity, RNA polymerase II-specific. NCBI's taxonomy places the organism in Eukaryota, Fungi, Ascomycota, Sordariomycetes, Hypocreales, Nectriaceae. Gene Ontology annotation, cellular component: nucleus. The transcript has 5 exons.